Messenger RNA from Tupaia belangeri chinensis (Chinese tree shrew), 3040 nucleotides. It is a transcript of the gene COPG1, whose product is annotated as coat protein complex I subunit gamma 1. The record is from RefSeq and is a predicted model, not a curated record. Gene Ontology annotation, biological process: organelle transport along microtubule; intracellular protein transport; protein secretion. The transcript is spliced from 24 exons. Gene Ontology annotation, cellular component: Golgi membrane; COPI vesicle coat; endoplasmic reticulum. Gene Ontology annotation, molecular function: structural molecule activity. Lineage: Eukaryota; Metazoa; Chordata; Mammalia; Scandentia; Tupaiidae. Bases 122 to 2746 code for a protein of 874 amino acids.
GCGCAAUGGGCCGGGCGACGUGGCCCACCGCGCCCGGAAGUAGCCUGUGGAGAGCCGCCGCCGACUACGCUGCGAGCAGUGCUCGGCCCCGAGCUGCUGCGCCGCGUCCUCCGGCAUCACUAUGUUGAAGAAAUUCGACAAGAAGGACGAGGAGUCGGGUGGAGGCUCCAACCCUUUCCAGCACUUGGAGAAGAGCGCCGUUCUCCAGGAGGCCCGUGUGUUUAAUGAGACCCCCAUAAACCCUCGAAAAUGUGCCCACAUCCUCACCAAGAUUCUGUACCUCAUAAACCAGGGGGAGCACCUGGGAACCACCGAAGCCACGGAGGCCUUCUUUGCCAUGACCAAGCUCUUCCAGUCCAACGAUCCCACACUCCGUCGGAUGUGCUACUUGACCAUCAAGGAGAUGUCCUGCAUCGCAGAGGAUGUCAUCAUUGUCACCAGCAGCCUGACGAAAGACAUGACCGGGAAGGAAGACAACUACCGGGGCCCGGCCGUGCGAGCCCUCUGCCAGAUCACUGACAGCACCAUGCUGCAGGCUAUUGAGCGCUACAUGAAGCAGGCCAUUGUGGACAAGGUGCCCAGCGUCUCCAGCUCUGCCCUGGUGUCCUCCCUGCACCUCCUGAAGUGCAGCUUCGACGUGGUCAAGCGCUGGGUUAAUGAGGCUCAGGAGGCGGCAUCCAGCGAUAACAUCAUGGUCCAGUACCACGCGCUCGGGCUCCUGUACCACGUGCGCAAGAGCGACCGGCUGGCCGUCAGUAAGAUGGUCAGCAAGUUCACGCGACACGGCCUCAAGUCGCCCUUUGCCUACUGCAUGAUGAUCCGGGUGGCCAGCAAGCAGCUGGAGGAGGAGGACGGCAGCCGGGACAGCCCGCUGUUCGACUUCAUCGAGAGCUGCCUGCGCAACAAGCACGAGAUGGUGGUGUACGAGGCGGCCUCCGCCAUUGUCAACCUGCCAGGCUGCAGCGCCAAGGAGCUGGCCCCGGCUGUGUCAGUGCUCCAGCUGUUCUGUAGCUCCCCCAAGGCCGCCCUGCGCUAUGCUGCCGUCCGUACCCUUAACAAGGUCGCCAUGAAGCACCCCUCAGCGGUGACGGCCUGCAACCUGGACCUGGAGAACCUGGUCACAGACUCGAACCGCAGCAUUGCCACACUGGCCAUCACCACCCUGCUCAAGACAGGCAGCGAGAGCAGCAUCGACCGCCUCAUGAAGCAGAUCUCCUCCUUCAUGUCCGAGAUCUCAGAUGAGUUCAAGGUGGUGGUCGUCCAGGCCAUCAGUGCCCUGUGUCAGAAGUACCCACGCAAGCACGCCGUCCUCAUGAACUUCCUGUUCACCAUGCUACGGGAGGAGGGCGGCUUCGAGUACAAGCGUGCCAUUGUGGACUGCAUCAUCAGUAUUAUCGAGGAGAACUCGGACAGCAAGGAGACGGGGCUGUCACACCUGUGCGAGUUCAUCGAGGACUGUGAGUUCACGGUGCUGGCCACACGCAUCCUGCACCUCCUCGGCCAGGAGGGGCCCAAGACCAACAACCCCUCUAAGUACAUCCGCUUCAUCUACAACCGUGUGGUUCUGGAGCACGAGGAGGUCCGUGCAGGCGCUGUGAGUGCACUGGCCAAGUUUGGAGCCCAGAAUGAGGAGAUGCUGCCCAGCAUCUUGGUGCUGCUGCGGAGGUGCGUGAUGGACGAUGACAAUGAAGUCCGGGACCGGGCCACCUUCUAUCUCAGCGUGCUGGAGCAGAGGCAGAAGGCUCUGAACGCAGGCUACAUCCUCAACGGUCUGACUGUGUCCAUCCCUGGCCUGGAGAGGGCGUUGCAGCAGUAUACUCUAGAACCUUCAGAAAAGCCCUUUGACCUCAAGUCUGUGCCCCUGGCCACCGCGCCUGUGGCAGAGCAGAGACCAGAGAACACACCCGUUGCAGCAGCCAGGCAGCCUGAGAAGGUGGCCACCACCCGGCAGGAGAUCUUCCAGGAGCAGUUGGCGGCAGUGCCGGAGUUCUGUGGGCUGGGGCCCCUCUUCAAGUCCUCACCUGAGCCUGUGGCCCUCACUGAGUCAGAGACGGAGUAUGUCAUCCACUGCACCAAACACACCUUCACUGACCACAUGGUGUUCCAGUUUGACUGCACAAACACACUCAACGACCAGACCCUAGAGAACGUCACCGUGCAGAUGGAGCCCACAGAGGCCUACGAGGUGCUCUGCUGUGUGCCUGCCCGGAGCCUGCCCUACAACCAGCCUGGGACCUGCUACACACUGGUGGCACUGCCCAAGGAUGACCCCACAGCUGUGGCCUGCACGUUUAGCUGCAUGAUGAAGUUCACUGUCAAGGACUGCGACCCCACCACCGGGGAGACCGAUGACGAAGGCUACGAGGAUGAGUACGUGCUAGAAGACCUGGAAGUCACUGUAGCCGAUCACAUCCAGAAGGUCAUGAAAGUGAACUUCGAGGCGGCUUGGGAUGAAGUAGGGGAUGAGUUUGAGAAGGAGGAGACAUUCACCUUGUCAACCAUCAAGACGCUUGAAGAGGCAGUGGGCAACAUCGUGAAGUUCUUGGGGAUGCACCCCUGUGAGAGGUCAGACAAAGUGCCGGACAGCAAGAACACCCACACCUUGCUCCUGGCAGGUGUGUUCCGGGGUGGUCAUGACAUCCUGGUGCGCUCCCGCCUGCUGCUUUUGGACACGGUGACAAUGCAGGUGACAGCCAGAAGUUCGGAGGAGCUGCCAGUAGAUGUCAUCUUGGCGUCUGUGGGCUGAGGCCAGCCUGCAGGGCCCUGCCCUUCAACCUCCCCCAGGCUAGGUGGAAAUCAGCCUCCUGGACCAAAACCCUUCCCAAGCCUCUGUACACAAAAGCAGUUAGGAAUCAUCGCGGACAUUUUUAAAUCUAAGCUCCGUCUUGUCAGGACUGCUGGGGUAACUUUUGUAGUGGGGGGGAUUUUAGCCUGUUCUGUCCUCGGAAAAGGACGGUGACCGACCUUCACGCCUUCUCUUGGAUUUAACCCCAAAGAAACCGUGUUAUCCCUGUAAUAAAUAAGCAUGUAUUUAUCGAUU